GUUAAUGGCGCGCGUUCAAAACCAGCCAAAUUGUGUUUUUAAAUUUAGUAUGUUUCAAGGGAUGGUUUUGGGGUUGUAAAUGAUGCGAAUUGAAUUUGUUGUAAAUUCGUAUCGGUGCUUACGUAAUGAAAAAAUUUUAAGACAAGAUCGGCUACGUCACUAUUUUCGAUCACGUGACUUACCGUUAGACGCCAUAUUGGCAGUUUAGUGCAGUGCUAGGGGUUAGUGACGUGAGUUUUGUUGUUCUCUCGUGUUUUUUAUACAAAUACAAUGGACGAAUUUUAAAAGAAAUUGAAAUUUUUGACUUUCGGUGUGUCGUUUUCUCGUGUUUGUGUGUCGGCGGAUUUGAAAAUCGCGGGUUGUCAAAGGAUUUUGUUCGGGUAUUUACGAGUGUGACAGACACACACAGACAACACAUCCAUUGGCGGCGGUGCAGAUGGUCGUUGUGGUGGUCGAUGGACGAUGGCGGGAAUCUGAAGGAUAAUUCGCGUCUAUGGUGCAUAAAUGGAGAUGGCAGCAGAAGCUGAAAUGGGUGAAAUUGAAGAAAUGCAUUCAAAAGAAGAAGAAGAAGGUAAUUUUCGUCAAAAUUAUGAAUUGUUAUUAAAUUGUGGUGUAGUUCCAGACGAUCAAAUCUUAAACGGGGAGAUAUCGGAAGUGGAAAAUGGCAACGAUGAUGAGAAUAGCCAAAGUAGCAUCAAAAAGGGUCAAACCACCGACGAUACGGAUUCAAUGGAUGUAGAUGAACAAAUCGAGUCGCCACCGGACAACACCAACAAGAGCGAAAAAGAUGACAAUACGGAACCGGAUGAAGGUGAAACGGAAAAAGACGAUGAUGACGGUGAUAGUGUUAAGAGCGAUAGUGACUCUAAAACCAGUGAUAUGGCAAAUGGAAAAAGCGCCGAUGAAGAGGUACACGAAAUCAUCGACGAUGAUGACGAUAGUGUGAAAAAUGGUUUAGAAAAAGACGACGAACCAAUUGAAUUGAACGAUUCGGGUGAAGGUGAGGGUGAUGGUGAUGUCAUGAUCAUCGAAGAACCCAAAGAAAAUGGUUCCUUGGAAAAGAAUGAAUUGGAAGUGAUUGAAUUGGAUACAACACCGAUUAAAAAACACAAAGAUUUGACGAUUUUACCACCAAGAAGAAGUGUAAGGAAUAUGAAUAAGACGAAGAGUUAUGUUGAGAGUGAAAAGGACGAUCAUUUAACACAUUCGCAUUCGUCAGAAGAGUCAGAUAUUGAAGAGGUGUUACCUCAGGAUCCUCUUGCAAUGUCUAAUGAUAAAAUCGAAGUGAAACGAUCAAAACACUCCAAUUCAUCGACGAUUGUCGUUAAAGACACAAAACGAUUGGUUGAAAUUGCGGCUAAAAGUAACUCGAAUAAUUCGGGUAACAAAAAAGAACCAACUUUGGUGAUUAUAGAUACGAAUUCGAUUUUAUCAGGUCGAGGGCCGGUCCCUGUCAAUAACAAAUCCUCGUCUUCGUCCAGUCAAUAUCCGACUUUACUCCCAAUGGCCCUUCCCGCCCAAGGUAUGUAUCCUCCAAAUAUGAGAGCAACCAUCACUCCAAUCCCUUUAAAUUCCUCCUCAGCAUCAACCACACCUCCACCUCCUCCCCUGACAAAAGCACCAUCAUCUUCGACGUGUAUAAAUCCAGCGGCUUUAGCGCCAGUAUUACCAACUUUAACCGAUGAUAUGUUCGUUGUUGAAGCGCCCUCUUUUAUCGUACCUUAUGUAUACGAAAAACCGCCAGUUUCCGAUUUUAAAGACUUUCUCAAAGAAAUCGCCGAUAAAAUAACGGAAAACAAAGACGAUGAAAAGGAGAAAUCUGACAAUGAUGAAGCGAAAGAUGACAAAGAUGACGAUGUAUUAGAUCCUUUGAAGAAAACUUAUUCGUAUUUUGACAGUCCACUAGGAAAAUUUUUCAUCGAUAUUGGCUUUAAUCUAGUUCAGGAAUUUGUUCAAGCCGAUAUGUUAAGACAGCAAAAGAAGAAACGAGACCGAGAAGGUGGUCAAAAUCCAACAACCAAUAAAACAAUUCACUCGUUGAUGAAAAAUCUCGAAUUUACAAAGGAGAAUAAUGAACCGUUUAGGACAACGUUGAAGAAAUGUGAAUUUUGUAAUUUCAAAACGGAAUCACAAUUGGUUAUGGCACACCAUUUGGAAACACCACAUACGAAGAAUUAUGUUUACAAGUGCAAUUUUUGUACUUAUGAGGCUCGUAGCCCCCAUGACAUUCUUUUUCACAUGGAGGCGGAACAUGCUGUUCGUGGUCGUCUCGAACGCGCCCCUUCGUUCCACCAAUGUCCCAAUUGUCCAUUCGAGGACAAUCAAAAGGGUAAAUUAUCGCGUCAUCUGGUGGCGUGCAUGCGUAAAUUCAAACCGGAGAGGAAUUUGGAUGCGCCCAUCGAUUGGGAACCACCGGCGAAAAUACCGAGAGUGCCUAAGGCCCGUCAGGGAAUUAAUGUGUCCGCAUAUCAAGCGAUGAAAUCAUCACAAUUGCAAUUCUUAUCAAAGAUGCAAUUGUUGAAUGCGAAUUCGUCAACGUCGUCGUCGCAAGCCUUACAUCGGGGUAGAGGAAGACCCUCAUUGGGUGCACCGAUUAAACAAUCGAUGAUCAAGCCUUCCGGAAUGGUUUAUAAACAGACGAUGAGCGGGGGAUCGGUUUUGGUGCCGACUAAUUAUCAAGUCAGCGGAAAUCAGGUGUAUCAGGUGGUGGGUGGACAGGAGUUGGGUGGUCGACUAGGUCAUCCUGGUAUGGCUUUUGUCCCCAACAUACCUUCCGCCUCUAGCACAGUCACCAUUCAGAACCAAUCAAAGAAUAAGUCUGUCCAUCAGCCAAGCAUUUCGAUAACACCACUACCUCGUGCAUCGGCCUCGCCCAAUUCGAAUCUAACAUCCAAGCCUGGUGAUACGAACUCAAAGAAUUCGUUCGUUAUUUGUGAGAUCUGUGAUGGUUACAUAAAAGAUUUAGAACAAUUGAGAAAUCACAUGCAAUGGAUACACAAAGUUAAAAUACAUCCGAAAAUGAUUUAUAAUCGGCCGCCUCUAAACUGCCAAAAGUGCCAAUUUAGAUUUUUCACCGAUCAAGGAUUGGAAAGGCAUCUUUUAGGAUCACACGGUUUGGUGACAUCAAGUAUGCAAGACGCUGCCAAUAAGAGUAAAGAUGCUGGACGGUGUCCUGUAUGCGGACGGGUUUAUCAAUGGAAAUUGUUGAAUCACGUUGCCCGCGAUCAUAAUAUGACUUUGAAGCCUGCGCAUCUUUCGUACAAGUGUACAGUGUGCACGGCCACCUUUGGCAUGUAUAAGCAAUUUGAGAAUCAUGUUUAUUCGGCACAUAGUGUGGUGGCGAAACGUGUCAUGGAUAAGAAGAAUUCGAGCAAAAAUGAUCAAAUGAUGAAACCGUUGAAGAUCAAUGAUGAAAUAACGAUAAUUCCACAGCCGGCUAAGGCGGCCACCACGAGCAAAGAAGGGAGUCCUUCGUCGUCUACAGGGUCAACAAACUCGCGCAAUAGCACUCCGAGUACUAGCAAAAAUGCUGAUGCUACAGCAGUAAGCAAUUCGUCGGCCGAAAACGCAUCAAGUGAUGCGAAGGCUGCGGAUUAAACGUCUUAGUGCGUGGUGUGUGAACAGUUAUUUAACAACAAAUAACUUUAUAAAUAAAAAAAUGGACCAAGCGGUUUCACUGUGAGACAUGCUGUCUAACAUGUAUUUGCAUUAUAUUCUCUAUUUAUUACUGUAAAAUAUAAAGUAAAAAAUUUGAUUUUCAUAUGGUAUAGGAUAGACCGAAUUUAAGUAAUGUUGCACUUGCAAAGAAGACUAAAGAAUAGAUUAGAAUUAUUAUAUACAUGUGUUUCUUUAGUUUUACAUUAUCAAAAUAAAUGAUUUUAAUGUUUGUGACAUAAACUCUCACAUGUUGUAUUUAUUUUUAUAAACCUUUUUGUUGAUUAUCAUUUCUCAAAUAAAACCGUAGUGUUAUUCUUUUGAGUA
This is a messenger RNA of Tribolium madens (black flour beetle), 3981 nucleotides long. RefSeq names its product MOG interacting and ectopic P-granules protein 1 (gene MEP-1). The transcript is spliced from 7 exons. The record is from RefSeq and is a predicted model, not a curated record. Bases 505 to 3597 code for a protein of 1030 amino acids. Gene Ontology annotation, biological process: regulation of gene expression. Gene Ontology annotation, cellular component: nucleus. Lineage: Eukaryota; Metazoa; Arthropoda; Insecta; Coleoptera; Tenebrionidae.